AUGUAUGAGAAUGAUAACAUAACUUCUACUCCGAAGCGAUGUGCCCUUACUGAAGUCACGAACUCAAGUUAUGUAUCUCCUACUGCUAACCUGAAGCUUUUAACUAAUGUCGCCUUACAGUAUCCCACGCCGCCUCCAAGUGCAGUGCAUCGAAAAGAAAAAUCUUUGCAAAUAUUAUGUGACAAAUUUCUUAACCUAUAUCCCCUACACUGCAAUGGAACUAUGGAAAUUCAGUUGGACAGCACUGCGGCCAGACUAGGAGUAGAAAAGCGACGAAUGUAUGACAUUAUAAAUAUUUUGGAAGCAAUGCAAUGUGCAGUUCAUAAAAGAAAAAAUACCUACCUAUGGCAUGGAGGAUCUAGGCUAAAUUCUUUUUUAAAAAUGUUGAAGAAACAAGGGGAAAAUCUACGCUUGUCUGAGGCUUUGAGGGGUAGGGCUCCUAAACCACCUGCUCCUAAACAUAAAACUCUGGGAGUGUUGGCUCAGAGAUUUCUGAUGCUUUUUUUAGUGGAACCACAAAAUACUCUUAUAAAUUUAGAGAUGGCUGUGAAAGUACUUAUAGACACAUCUAACAAAAACAAAACUGACUUCUCGCCAGAGCAACUGGAUCGUCAACACAAGUCCAAAGUGAGGAGACUCUACGAUAUCGCCAAUGUAUUCAUAUCAAUUGGUCUGAUUGAAAAAGUUUCUGGUAAUUUAAUAUUAAAGAAACCAGUAUUUAAGUAUGUAGGACCUUAUAAAAUAAAAAAGCCCGACAAGACUGCAGUUGCAAUACCUUCACCAAUAACUCCACUCUCAGUGUUGGAUACACAACAAAAAAUUACUCCUUGCCAUGUAUAUGCUAGUAGGUCAAAACGAAGGUUGGAGUUUACUACACCAGACAAUGAUACAAAACUUGGUGUUACAACUCCUCCGGACACACCAUCACACAAAUGGGAUGAAAUCUUGCUUGUGGCUAACAUGGAACUGAAUAGAAUUAACAAUGGUAUUUUGUUGUGA
This is a messenger RNA of Parnassius mnemosyne (clouded apollo), 999 nucleotides long. The record is from the annotation of a GenBank genome assembly. NCBI's taxonomy places the organism in Eukaryota, Metazoa, Arthropoda, Insecta, Lepidoptera, Papilionidae.